AUGUUCACACUGUACUCGAAAUUGAAAUGGCUCUAUAAUACGUCCAAAUUUGGCUACUAUGCUCCAUUGAUUGCACUCAUUUCCUACACAAUGCUUGGUGCUGUCAUUUUCAAAACAUUGGAACACGAUGAGGAUCAAAAAAGACGAGAUUUCUUCAAGAAUGAAUCCGAAUAUGCGGUUAAUCAGGUACUCGAUCGAAUGCUCGAGGUCCGCUGCCACGACGAGUUGUUGAAGAGUUUAGAUCGAUCCGAACAGAUCCGACAUGCUCAGGAUGCGCUUUUUUGGUUCCUCGAUCACCUUAAUUUAACCGAGGUGAUCGAAGAACGAUCGGACGCGUCACCGUGGACGUGGUGGAGUAGCAUGUUUUAUGCUGGUCAAUUGUACACAACUAUUGGCUACGGCUUUCCAACGGUGAAAACGGUGUCUGGUCAAGUGGCCAGUUGUCUCUACAUUAUGAUAGGUAUUCCUAUAUUUCUCAUUAUUCUCAAAGAUGUCGGCCGAUUAAUGUCGAGGGGAUUGCGAAAAUUCUAUAAACGCUUGAAACACUCGAAAAUCGCCGAGAAAACGGAGAGAAUUCGGAGAUUUUCCUCGUCGUCGAAACAAAUCUUUAAAGUGGAUCUCCACUCAGAGAGUGAGGCUUUAUCAAAAGAGAAUGGGAUGGGGAAAACGAAAAAUAAACAGCCUGAGCUAGAGCCGGUGAAACAGAACAAAAUCAACGAGAGAAUCCACGCCGAGAUGGGAUUUCCCAUUCCGAUUGCGUUGGCCAUUCUAUCGCUCUGGAUCUUGUUCAGUGCCGCUCUCUUUUGUAUUUGGGAGACCGAAUGGGGUUACUUGACAAGCGUCUACUUUUUCUUUGUUUCAAUCAGUACGGUCGGUCUUGGUGAUAUUUACCCGUCAAAGCCCGACAUGAUGAUCUUCAAUUUCAUUUUGAUCCUCGUCGGAUUGGCUCUUUUGUCAAUGUGCUUCAAUUUGAUACAGCUAACACUUGAGCGUUUCCUGGAUCGUUUACUCGACGAAUACAUUGAGGAAAUUGAGAAAAUGGCCGAAAUCGUGCACCAAGAUGAUCCAGCAACCGAGCACGCGAUUCCGUUCGAAUUCAAAAUGACGACGGGCGGCCUCCUCACGGUUCCCUUCAAAAAAGUCACCGAAGAUCAUGGAAUUCUGGCCGAGAUUAAAAGUUUCAUGGCGGAAAAGGUGGCCGAGAAUUUGAUCGCCUCGAGACUGGGCAAUGAUAACACCGACUCGGAAGAAGAACAAAUGCCGAAAAGUGAUGAGAAGAUGGAUGAUAUGGAGAGACAAAGCAGCAAAACGGCUUCUCGUCGAAGCAGUCAAGCCGCUCACCUCUUCACCCCACAAAAAUAUCAACUCAAUGCGCGGCGACCAUUCCUGAAAACGAUUCAAACUUUGGAGAAGAUUCGGCCGCACAAAGGGGAUUUCAGAUCAGUGGUCUUCUCGAAAUUCGUCACUUCGGAUCGAUUGACGAGACUUGUCGAGGAAACAGCAAAACCUCUUGCCGCCAAGAAAAGCGUUUCGAUCUCGUGCCAAACUGAGCCCGAACCAAAAAUGAGACGACUUUGCGGGAGAAAAAAGUCAAGAGAUUCCGUCUCCACGGUGAACACGUGCGAUUCGGUGAUUUCUACAACUCCGUACAAGGACAUCUACUUCGAUUACUCGACCGACAUGUCGGCCAUCGAUCAAUCGAUUCUCAACAUGAAAUCGACGCUUAGUAUUUUGCGAAUCGAGGACGAGGAGCCGAUUUUACAAUCGAAAUUGAUGCGAAUGAGAUCCCCACCAAAAAUUCGUGUUCCAACUGGUCUCCCCGCUUAUCCCUCAACGUCAACUUCAUCGGGCGCGAAGCGUAUCCACCGUCCAUUGAGACAUAUUCCAUCAUCGCCGAUCACUUUUGAGACCGAUGACUCGUUUAGAGAUUCCGGCGGUCCAUCUCCUCUACACGAUACGCGAUCGCUUCCGUCGAGUGAAUUCUCGAGACUUCAGAAUCUCUGCGGAUUUUUACCGAAUGACUUCGCGGCACGGCGACGCAAAGGUUCACUUGAUAUUGACAGUCCAUCGAAUGGUAUUGACAGUCAUCGAUCGAAUUCUUCGAUUGAGGAGUCGAUUUUAGAACCACCAAAGACAAUGCAAAAGCCCGAUCCUGAUCCCGAUCUCGAGCCG
Mesorhabditis belari is the source of this 2172-nucleotide messenger RNA. The record is from the annotation of a GenBank genome assembly. NCBI's taxonomy places the organism in Eukaryota, Metazoa, Nematoda, Chromadorea, Rhabditida, Rhabditidae.